AUGGCAGCCUUACCGUUCUCCUCAGGAUUUGUGGUGCAUAUUGGUCCGGGAGAUGGGGAGUGCUUCUGGCCCGGCUGCACCUUCGAAGAGGCGAGCGACCCAGCAGUGCCCUGCGAGUACAGCCAGGCCCAGUACGACGACUUCCAGUGGGACCAAGUGCAGAUCCACCCUGGUACCCGGGCUCCUGCAGACCUGCCACACGGCUCCUACUUGAUGGUCAAUGCUUCCCAGCAUGCCCCAGGCCAACGGGCCCAUGUCAUCUUCCAGAGCCUGAGUGAGAAUGAUACCCACUGUGUGCAGUUCAGCUACUUUCUGUACAGCCGGGAUGGGCACAGCCCGGGCACCUUGGGCAUCUACGUGCGUGUCAAUGGGGGUCCCCUGGGCAGUGCCGUCUGGAAUAUGACUGGAUCGCAUGGUCGUCAGUGGCACCAGGCUGAGCUGGCUGUCAGCACCUUCUGGCCCAAUGAAUAUCAGGUGCUGUUUGAGGCCCUCAUCUCCCCAGACCGCAGGGGCUACAUGGGCCUAGAUGACAUCCUGCUUCUCAGCUACCCCUGCGCGAAGGCCCCGCACUUCUCCCGACUGGGCGAUGUGGAGGUCAACGCUGGCCAGAACGCCUCCUUCCAGUGCAUGGCAGCGGGCAGAGCAGCAGAGGCAGAGCGCUUUCUCCUGCAGCGGCAGAGCGGGGCGCUGGUGCCCGCGGCCAGCGUGCGGCACAUCAGCCACCGGCGCUUCCUGGCGACCUUCCUGCUGGCCUCCGUGAGCCGCUCGGAGCAGGACCUGUAUCGUUGCGUGUCCCAGGCCCCGCGCGGCGCGGGCGUCUCGAACUUCGCAGAGCUCAUCGUCAAGGGUCAGCGCGUGCGGGCGCUCUCCCGGGAACCCAUGAGGGCCCCCAAAGGCCUGGCUUUCGCUGAGAUCCAGGCCCGCCAGCUGAUGCUGCAGUGGGAACCUCUGGGCUACAAUGUGACACGUUGCCACACGUACACGGUGUCCCUGUGCUAUCACUACACGCUGGGCAGCAGCCACAACCAGACCAUCCGGGAGUGUGUGAAGAUGGAGCGGGGCGUCAGCCGCUACACCAUCAAGAACCUGCCCCCCUACCGGAACGUUCACGUGCGGCUCAUCCUCACGAACCCCGAGGGACGCAAGGAGGGCAAGGAGGUCACCUUCCAGACAGACGAGGAUGUGCCUGGUGGGAUUGCAGCCGAGUCCCUGACCUUCACUCCACUGGAGGACAUGAUCUUCCUCAAGUGGGAGGAGCCCCAGGAACCCAAUGGCCUCAUCACUCAGUAUGAGAUCAGCUAUCAGAGCAUUGAGUCAUCAGACCCGGUGGUGAAUGUGCCGGGCCCACGACGUACUAUCUCCAAGCUCCGCAACGAGACUUACCACGUCUUCUCCAACCUGCACCCGGGCACCACCUACCUGUUCUCUGUGCGGGCCCGCACGGGCAAAGGCUUUGGCCAGGCGGCACUCACCGAGAUCACCACCAACAUCUCAGCUCCCAGCUUUGAUUAUGCCGACAUGCCAUCACCCCUGGGCGAGUCUGAGAAUACCAUCACCGUUCUGCUGAGGCCGGCACAGGGCCGCGGUGCGCCCAUCAGGCAAGGGAGCCCUGGCCAGUUCUCCUUCAUCCCCCCCCAAUCCUACAUGGCAGCUCCCGGCAGCCCUGAGAUCCAGCACGAGCCCAGCAGCAGCUGUGAGGAGCCCAGAAAACCCGUGAACAUGACCAAAGCCACCGUCAAUUACCGCCAGGAGAAGACCCACAUGAUGAGUGCCGUGGACCGGAGCUUCACGGACCAGAGCACCUUGCAGGAGGAUGAGCGACUGGGCCUCUCCUUCAUGGACGCCCACGGCUACAGCCCCCGGGUUUUCAAACGGAGGCACAGGACUGAGGGACCCAAGCAGGGCAGGGCAGUCCCCCUGAUUCGAAGAGAAGGGACUUGGAGUUUGGGGGAGCUGCACCCCGCAGUGCGCGUGGCCGACCUCCUGCAGCACAUCAACCAGAUGAAGACGGCCGAGGGCUAUGGCUUCAAGCAGGAGUACGAGAGCUUCUUUGAAGGCUGGGAUGCCACAAAGAAGAAAGACAAGGUCAAGGGCAGCCGGCCAGAGCCUGUGCCCGCCUAUGAUCGGCACCGAGUGAAACUGCCCCCGAUGCUGGGAGGCCCGGAUGCCGACUACAUUAACGCCAACUACAUAGACAUUCGGAUAAACCGUGAAGGUUACCACAGGUCAAACCACUUCAUAGCCACUCAAGGGCCGAAGCCCGAGAUGGUCUACGACUUCUGGCGCAUGGUGUGGCAGGAGCACUGUUCCAGCAUUGUCAUGAUCACCAAGCUGGUGGAGGUGGGCAGGAGAGGCUACUCUGCCCGGCACGAGGUCCGACAGUUCCAUUUCACGGCAUGGCCAGAGCACGGCGUCCCCUACCACGCCACAGGGCUGCUAGCCUUCAUCCGGCGCGUGAAGGCCUCUACCCCACCUGACGCCGGGCCCGUCGUCAUCCACUGCAGCGCGGGCACCGGCCGCACAGGCUGCUACAUCGUUCUGGAUGUGAUGCUGGACAUGGCGGAGUGUGAGGGCGUUGUGGACAUUUACAACUGUGUGAAGGCCCUCUGCUCCCGGCGCGUCAACAUGAUCCAGACAGAAGAGCAGUACAUCUUCAUUCAUGAUGCAAUCCUGGAGGCCUGCCUGUGUGGGGAGACCACUAUCCCUGUCAGCGAGUUCAAGGCCACCUACAAGGAGAUGAUCCGCAUUGACCCCCAGAGUAAUUCCUCCCAGCUGCGGGAAGAGUUCCAGACGCUGAACUCGGUCACACCACCCCUGGACGUGGAAGAGUGCAGCAUCGCCUUGCUGCCCCGGAACCGAGACAAGAACCGCAGCAUGGAUGUCCUGCCGCCCGACCGCUGCCUGCCCUUCCUCAUCUCCACCGACGGGGACCCUAACAACUACAUCAACGCGGCCCUGACUGACAGCUACACACGGAGCGCAGCCUUCAUCGUGACCUUGCAUCCUCUACAGAGCACUACGCCUGACUUCUGGCGGCUGGUCUACGAUUACGGGUGCACCUCCAUUGUCAUGCUCAACCAACUGCACCAGUCCAACACUGCCUGGGGACUCUGCUUCACACUUACGGGCUUCAGGAACGGGGGUGGCCGCAGUGGCACCUUCUGCGCCUGCGCCACAGUCCUGGAGAUGAUCCGCUGCCACAACCUGGUGGACGUUUUCUUUGCUGCCAAAACGCUUAGGAACUACAAGCCCAAUAUGGUGGAAACCCUGGAUCAGUACCACUUUUGCUAUGAUGUGGCCCUGGAGUACCUGGAGGGGCUGGAGUCAAGAUAG
Molecule: messenger RNA, 3333 nt
Organism: Puma concolor (puma)
Lineage: Eukaryota; Metazoa; Chordata; Mammalia; Carnivora; Felidae
Source: RefSeq, a predicted model, not a curated record